Molecule: messenger RNA, 3022 nt
Organism: Aspergillus heteromorphus CBS 117.55
Lineage: Eukaryota; Fungi; Ascomycota; Eurotiomycetes; Eurotiales; Aspergillaceae
Exons: 3
Coding region: 215-2701 (828 amino acids)
Biological process (GO): regulation of DNA-templated transcription; DNA-templated transcription
Molecular function (GO): DNA-binding transcription factor activity, RNA polymerase II-specific; DNA binding; zinc ion binding
Source: RefSeq, a predicted model, not a curated record
CUUCGUCCUCCCUCCUCCUUCUCGCUUCCUGCUUCCAUCUCCUCUCGCACUCUUCUCCUCACAGCCCGUGCAUACGAUCAGUCCUCGUGGAUGCAUCUCCCCAGGAUCUUCAAUCCCCAUCCCCAAUCUCCUCCCCCGCCGAUAACCGCCUGACCCCUCCCCCCCUCCUCCGCUACCCUUUCAGUCUUUCGGAAAUCUUCAAUGCCGGCCUGAAAUGGACCCAGCUCAGUCGGGGGAUGCUGAGCCCCCCAGUCUCCCAGCCCCCACAAAUGAUUCCGGCAACGGGGCUGCCAAACAGCGCUGGAGACGAAAUCGCAUCGCCUGCGAUUCCUGCCACUCCCGUCGCGUGCGCUGCGACCGGGCCUUUCCAUGCUCCCGCUGCCUGCGCAGUGAGAUCCGCUGCGAGUUCACUCGCGAGCGUCGUAAACGAGGCCGCAUUGCGCGAUCCCGCCUGGUGGAGACAAACGGUGCUGCCGAGAAACCAAAGAAACAAGACCCUGUACUAGCACCAGCUGAACCAGCUACCGGUCAAAAUCCCAAUGGCUCCCCAUCGUCGACGUUUCAGCCCCCCUCACCCGCCACAAACGAGGGGACGGUGUCUGCUCCGAGUAUCGACGAGCAACGCUCGCAGGCGGGUGCAACAGUGCCUCCUCGGAGGUCAGACCGGCCGGGGGGAGAUGCGACGGAGGAAUGGUUGUCGGCGACACAUAUUUCCCCCGGUUCCUACGAACCCCUGGCGGGGAUAAGCCUGGGAGAAGGUCCUUUCCCUCGCAUGUUCGACAUCUGGAAUGGAGUGGACCUGGCUGGCUACAGUGAUCCUACUUCGCAAGGGUCGAAGGCUACAGCCCUAGGCCAGACGCCAGCAUCAUCGGUGUCCACGUUGAAAUACCCCGUGCUUCAACCACUCAUGCCGUACCUCGAAACAACACUGCCCCGGAAGCUCGUGUUUGAUCUCCUUGAGUUGUAUUUCACGAGUGCAUUCUCAACCCAUAUGCAUCCCGUCUGUCAUCAUAUACAUUGCUACGUCCUCCGGAAAGCGUCCUUUCUCGGUCGGGAUGCUCCCCGCCCUAGCAGUCCGGCACUUCUAGCCAGUAUGCUGUGGGUGGCCGCGUUGGACGACCGCGCCUUUGCAUUGCCGAUAUCUCCACCUCAGCGAAAGAAGAUCUGCCAGUUCCUCUGUGCGCUCACGCUACGGCUGCUACGGCCUCUGAUACAUGUAUCAUUUAAGGAGCAGGAAGGUAUGACAGCAAGCGACCCAAUAUAUGCAGCCAUGGGUCAGGAGUGUCCACCAACCACAGUGCAUCACCCGUUCGAGGUCGGCGGCGAUGAUCGGGGCCUAGUAGGUCCCGCAGGCUCAUUAGACGAUGUGAUCACAUAUAUUCAUGUUGCUUCAAUUAUCUCCUCAAGUGAGCAAAAGGCCGCCAGCAUGCGAUGGUGGCAUGCAGCUUUUACGCUUGCGCGGGAGCUCAAGCUGAAUCAGGAGAUCGAGGUGAUGCCCAAUGAGGAGAGUCACCCUGAAGGCUCGAGCCCGAAUUUUGAUUACUCGCUUGCGGGAUGGAGUGGCGUUGACACGGGCCCCUUUUUCGAUUACGCGAACCCUGCACGGCCAAGUCUGAAUUGCGUAUGCGACCGCGGCCACGAGCUGCGCAGCACCGUCACGGAGGAGCAUCGCGAGGAGCGCCGUCGGACGUGGUGGCUUCUGUAUAUCAUGGACCGUCACCUUGCGCUCUGCUACAACCGACCCCUGGCGUUACUCGACGCGGAAAGCGAGGACCUCCUCUUGCCGUUGGAUGAAGGGUCGUGGCAGACUGGGAACAUCCACAGCAAUAGCCCCAAGCCGGACGGACCCCAAUGCCCGCUAUCGGGUGAGAAUAACAGGCGUCGCGUGUUCCCCAAUUUCGCCUGUCACGACCAUUCUAUCUUCGGCUUCUUUCUCCCCCUCAUGACCAUCACGGGGGAGUUGAUUGACUUGAACCAGGCACGAAACCACCCAAUGCUUGGAGCGCGUCUUAACGGGAAGGGCGCCUGGGAGAUGCACGUCAGUGAGGUCCUACGGCAGUUGGAGAUCUAUAAAGCGAGUCUCACGACUUUUGCGGCCACUGCGUCUGAUCCGGACGCCCCCCUGUCCAGUGCGUUCCCCCCCAAACCGGAUCAACAGCCUGUCGAGCCCUCCCUUGCCCAGGCGUAUUCGUGGCAUACUCAGACGGUGGUAUCUUACGCGUCCUACCUCGUACAUGUGCUACAUAUUCUGCUGGUUGGCAAGUGGGACCCGGUGUCUUUGAUUGAGGACAAGGACUUUUGGACAUCGUCCCCCGCAUUUGCCUCGACCAUCUCCCACGCGCUGGACGCAGCGGACUCAGUGGAUCAUAUCUUACGGUACGAUCCGGAUGUAAGUUUCAUGCCGUAUUUCUUCGGCAUCCAGCUGCUGCAGGGGAGCUUUCUCCUGCUGCUGAUCGUGGAGCGGCUGCAGAAGGAAGCUGGUGAGGGGAUCCUGAAUGCCUGCGAGGUCAUGAUUCGAGCGACCGAAUCAUGCGUCGUGACGCUUAACACGGAGUACCAGCGGAACUUCCGGCAGGUCAUGCGCAGCGCGGUGGCCCAGGCGCGUGGGCGGCCUGUGAAUCACAGCGAAAUCCGGCAUCGCCGCAAGGCCGUCCUGGCUCUCUACCGGUGGACCCGUAAGGGCACUGGGUUGGCUCUUUAGAUUUAGAGUUUCCCUCAGCGCCCGUGCGACUGACUGGGGAGCUCAUCUGCUGGUUGCUUGUUGCUAGUCUUGCAUCAUCAGAGCUUAAAUCAUCUCCCGCGGGGGCAUUCUAGGCCAUGGACGGUCGGUGCGAUAUGCAGGCACGUUUCUGCCCUAUGUCUCGGCUGAAUAUCAGUUGCUCCCCAUGGCCUAGCGCCAUGUUCCCCAUACCCAUACCCUAUUCUCCAUUGCUUGAAGAAUCCUCCUACCCGGUAGCGUAUAGCUUCUUUUUGGAUUGCAUCCCUCCAUCCCCUCUGUAUAUAUGCAUAUCUACCUCCAUAC